CCCUCCGCGCGCCGCCCCUUCGCGCUCCCACGCACCGCCUGCUCAGCCGGACUCCGUCCGCCCCUUCGUGGGGGGCAGGCAGAAGGCAUCGUCCACGUCCGCGCUCUGUGCCCCUUGCUGACCUUUCCCACACUGAAGAACGCCUGGACCUCACGUGCCAGACCCUGCGCAUUUCACCAAGGAGUUCCUACACCUCGCCACUCCCACUCGGGGUAUCGUCCUUUCCUCUUCCACCAAAGACAAGACGCACAUCGGGACACGGCUUUUGCUGGUUAUCUCUGUUCGACCCUCAGCCUGAAAUGCAUCUGGCACCUCCUGCAUCCCUGAGGAAGACCCUACAUGGAUUUACCACGCUGACUGCCCUCACUCAGACAAAAUGUUCCUCUUUCUCUCACAUUUAACAGAGGAGAUGAGAAAGCAGGUCCAUCAUUUCACAAUUCCAUGAAGUACACAAAUGAAAGUUUUCCAGAGUAUUUCAUUCUCAUGGGCUUAACCAAAUACCCAUGGCUGGAUCUUCCUCUCUUCUUCGUCCUCCUGACCUCCUACCUGUUCACAUUGUCAGGAAACACUGCUAUCAUUCUGGUCUCUCAACGGGAUUCCCAGCUCCAGAGUCCCAUGUAUUUCUUCCUCGCCAGCCUUUCCUUUCUGGAUCUCUGCUUCACCACCACAACUGUACCUCAAAUGCUGUUCAACUUAGGAGGGCCCAACAAGAGCAUCACAUACACAGGCUGCGUGGUGCAGGCCUACGUGUUCCACUGGCUGGGCUGCUCUGAGUGUGUCCUGCUGGGUGUCAUGGCCUUGGACCGCUAUGUGGCUCUGUGCCGGCCCUUGCGGUACUCUGUAAUCAUGGACCACAAGCUGUGCAGGCAACUGUCUGGCACUGCCUGGAUGCUUGGCCUGGCCAACUCACUGCUGCAGUCCACACUCACUUUCCAGCUGCCACUGUGUGGGAACCAGGUCCUGGACCAUUUCUUCUGCGAGCUUCCUGGACUUAUUAGGAUGGCUUGUGGAGACACCAGAGUCAACGUGGUUACCUUAGCAGUGGUGGCCACCUUCGUGAUAACGGGUCCCCUGUCCAUGAUUCUUGUCUCUUAUGCUUACAUCGCCAGAGCUGUAUUUCGAAUCCCUUCUGCUGCUGGGAGACUCAAGGCCUUCAACACUUGCUCCUCACACUUACUGGUGGUGUCCUUAUUUUAUGGGCCUGGCAUCUACAUCUACAUGCAGCCCCCAGGAGAUGAACCUCAAGACCUUACCAAAGUUCUGACACUGUUUUACUGUGUAAUUACUCCUAUGGCCAACCCAUUCAUCUACACACUGAGGAACAAGGAGGUUACAGGAGCUUUGAGGAGGCUUCUGAGGAAGACCAUUUCAUCUAAGAGAAUAUGAGAAGUUCAUGCCCAAUAAUAACCUUAAACGUCUUCUUUUAAAUAUAUGUCCUAUCAAAGCAAUGCUGAAAAGUAAAUUCAAGAAAACUUAUAUAUAUUUUUUCUCAUAUGGGGAAUUGAACUCAGGACCCUGCAAUUGCUAGGCAGGUGCUGUGCUGCUGAGCUAUAUCCCUGGCCCCAAAAACCUUUACUUAUGUAAAUAAACAGCUACAUAAGAAAAUACUUGAAAGUUAGUUUCUAAAUGUUUUUGAACAUUCAGUAUGCUAUCAUUGAAAAAUGUUGAUGAGAGCUGAUGUUCCAGAACAAACAUCUGAAAGGAACGGUCUUGAAAAAUAUUUCAAUGUGUUAGAAUUUAGAAAACCUAAAGAAAGAACGAUAAA
This is a messenger RNA of Chinchilla lanigera (long-tailed chinchilla), 1765 nucleotides long. Its product is annotated as olfactory receptor 2B11-like. The record is from RefSeq and is a predicted model, not a curated record. Lineage: Eukaryota; Metazoa; Chordata; Mammalia; Rodentia; Chinchillidae. The transcript is spliced from 2 exons. Gene Ontology annotation, cellular component: membrane. The coding region runs from base 442 to 1386 and encodes 314 amino acids. Gene Ontology annotation, biological process: G protein-coupled receptor signaling pathway. Gene Ontology annotation, molecular function: G protein-coupled receptor activity; olfactory receptor activity.